Molecule: messenger RNA, 678 nt
Organism: Symbiodinium natans
Lineage: Eukaryota; Dinophyceae; Suessiales; Symbiodiniaceae
Source: the annotation of a GenBank genome assembly
AUGACCUUCUCCGCCGACUGCUUUCUGGCUCCAAUGCAGAUCCGGAUCGCAGAUCUUAUCGACGAUGAGAAGUUGCCUGUGCAGGAGGCCCAAGCAUAUUAUGAAGCUUAUGGCCAAAGCUUCAGACUGGACGGAGAAGCCCCCUUUGGGUCCAGCGAGGAGGAGGAGGAGGAGCCACAGGCACAGCCGCCGCAGCUCCUGAAGGUUCUCCCCUCCAGGGGCUCCUUGCAGCACGGCACGGGGCUGUGCAAGCCCUGCGCCUGGUUUUGGAAACACCAGGGAUGCAAGAAUGGACUUGACUGCCUUCACUGCCACCUUUGUCCUGAAACGGAGGUCAAGGAUCGCAAGCGGCGCAAGGCGAAGCUGGGACUCCGGCCACCUCCCGGCCUCGAGUUCAGCUCGGGACAAUCCCAGAGCGACAGGAGCGACAAGAGCGACAAGAGCGACAAGAGCGACAAGAGCGACACCGACUCCGAGACGCGACGCGUGGAGCCCUCGCUGGGCGCCCUCCUCCACUCCAGCGGCCAAUGCAAGCCAUGCAUGUGGUUCUGGAAGAGCCAGGGCUGCGCCCGGGGUCAAGGCUGCCUUCACUGCCACCUGUGCCCACCGGGUGAGGUGCGCCGAAGGCGGAAGAUGCGCCGGGCGCCUGCUGCAGGUCUUCUUUCCGGUGGCCUCUGA